GAGAGAGAGAGAGAGACAUACAGACAGAAAGAGAGAGAGAGAGCGAGACAGACAGAAAGAGAGAGCGAUACAGAGUAAGAGAGAGAGACAUACCAGAGUGAAAGAAAGAGAGACAUACAGACAUAAAGAGAGAGAGAGACAUAGAGAGAGAUUGUGUGCGUGUGUGUUGGUUGAUUUCAGUGGAUCAUGGAGCAGCGCUGUGACCGCGGUGUGUCGGAGCUCUCCUGCCCGCACAGACGCGCUUCUAACUCGGUUCUCUGUGUGUCGCAGCGCCGCUGAACGGAACUAAAGCUGGAGGAUCGGUACCGAUGGCUGAUCCUCUGCGGAGGACAAUUCUAGCCAAACUCCGGGGCAAGAAAGCCAAAGGGAAAGACGCGAGCACCGCGAACCGGCCGAGAGAAGGUAAAGUUUUUCACAGGCAGCGAGAGAGAGAUUAUAUAUCACAUCACAUGAGAGGUAAAGAGAGCGCCGUUAACGGGAUCCGGACGGCGGAUCCGGUGUCGGGUAUAGAACGGCCGUGCGGGUAAACAGCAGCCGGGCUUACGUGCGCAGAAGCGGGGGCUCGGGCCCCGGGGGUCCCACAGGGGUCUCGGAUCAAAGCGAAGUCACGGAGAUGAAGCGCUUCCGCACGAAGCGGGUCCGCGGAGACUCGAUCGGGUUCGGAAAUUGCCAACACGUCCAUUUCGGACCCAGUGGAGAGACUUCAAAUGUAACAGAUGGCCAAGAUGCCAAGAAUAAACAAACACAUGUUACGUCACUCGAGCGAAAGGCCGGUUUCAAGUACGAGCGAAUCGUCCAACCUAACGGGACCCCUCGCGUGCUCGAUUAUAUCGAGGUUAUAGAGAGUUCGCUGGAGUAUCAUGGAGAUUUAAGGAUGCCUACCUUACAAAGUCCGACUUUUUUCCCCACUGAGCUGGAAAUCACCGUGGCCCCUGAGCUGAGAGACGGGGCCCCUCGACACCACUCUGUGGACAGUGAGGACGACGACUAUUAUGAUAACCAAAUUCUGCCCUUUUAUGAGUCUUACGCUCAGAACGAGAGGAACGACAAAAACCUUAAUGCCACAGAGGCGUUAUCGGGUCAAACGUUAGGGUCAGGGUGUGACGAGAACGCCCUGGAGACCGUCAGACUGAAGACGCAACUAAAAGAGGCGUAUUGUUUGUUAAUAAACGCCAUGCACGACAUUCGUUUCGGUGGUCAGGUUGACGAGAACGGGUCCGAGGCCAGUCGUUCUAACGAAUCUCACGAUAGCGUUAGCUCACGCUCCUCAACCGAUGCCUGUUUGUCCGAGGAACGUGGUGGUCACCGGGUCUUCCGUUCUGGUUUGGCCUUGGGUCUCUCGGGGUCUUUGCUGAGCAGGAGCUUGCAAAGUAUUCCCAACGCGAGGGCCAAACUUCAGAGGUCUACGAGCGAUGGCGGGGCCAAGUAUUCUGGCGUGCGGCCCUCAAGCGCCCAGAGUUUCGAGGAACACCUGCGACCUGCGGUUUCAGGGGAUGCUGCGCUGUCACGCAAGGAUGCGCUGGCCUGCGAUGCUCCUCCGAUGCUCCUUGAUGGAUCGGUGCGUAAGGAGUCGGUUAACGGCCCUACAGCGCCUUCGGAACUGGCCCCAGAGCCCGCCACACGUCAGUCCUGCAACAACGCCGCCGCCGUGGCCAAACAUCCCGGCGUCACCGUGAACAAGAUGCAGGAGUGGAUGUCGAGGGGUCGCGUGCUUUCGUCUGAGAUGAAGCGGAGGAUCGCGGGUUCCUUGCCGAGAGCCAAAACCAGUGGCGGUGCCAACGGUCCGCAAGCGAGCAAAUCUGCAGCGGCAGGAGCGCAGCUGCUGUCAGAGGAAAGAAAGUCAGAUGUCUCUGGGAUGCAUGAGGCGCCGAUGGAGUGGGUCCCUGGGUCAUCCGGUGUAGCUCUACGGGACCCCUGUACACGUCAGACCCCUUUCAACCACAUUACCGUCUCCAAGAAACGUAACUGGCUACAACAAAGCUGUGUCCGUCCGUUCCUGCACCCUGAGAACGCAACAGCGCCCCCUGCAGCAGAGGAGGAUCAUACGCACCCACAAAUAUACAGCAUUGACCCGCCUUCGAAAGCACCACCUCGACCCCGACGCCUCCCGUUACCUGCCAGUAGAAGUUCGUCCCAGCCGCCCCGUCGCCCAGAUCCAGCUGAGGAGAACGACGCAGACGACGAAGGAGAGAUUUGGUACAACCCCAUUCCCGAGGAUGAGGAGGGCGACGUUCCUCACAGGAUCCCUGCCAUCAGAGAGGCCCAAACGAAGGUGACCCGCGGGGUGGCCGCUGGACGUAUGAAUGGAGGGGCGGCAGACAGACGGCGUGCGACAGAGGAGUAUGUUGGUGGUGAGGAGGGUUGCAGGGAGGGGUCGCAGAUGGGUGUUUUGCAUUCCAACGAAACCUUCCAGCUGCACAGACAGAUGUUUGCGUGCAAGACACAAGAGGAGAGCCUCACCGUCAGAGCGACAGAUACGUCAGAGCAGUCCACCGGUGGCCUGUCUCCCUCCUCUAGUCCAAACCCGGCUAAAAGAAGCAACGCUAUAAACUGGUCUUUUCCUGAUAAAAUCAAGUCACCGCGGACUGUCCGAAAACUCUCCAUGAAGAUGAAGAAACUGCCAGAUCUCAGUCAGAAGCUUAGCUUUAAAGGGAACCUCUCUAGCAGUGUGGCCACCAGGAACGGCCAGUCGGAGCCCAGAGUGAAUGGAAUGGCGGAACUGGGGCAAUCCCGGUCCAGAUUGUCGCCAGCGGGUGUGGCGACUGCAUUGGCGAGCGUUAACGUGAUUUGGCGGUACCAUUUGGACAGCAGCGUUUCUACACAACACAACUUCAAUAGUGGCGGCGUACCCAAAUCGGCCAGUAAGGGAGGUUACCUUAGCGACGGAGACUCACCCGAACUUGUGGCAAAGUCGGGCAAGCGCGGCAUGUCGGAAAGAAAGUACGGCAAAACCCGGGAACGGGAUCCUGAAGGGAAUGGUGGAAGCCCAAAGCUUCCCAGUACGGAGCUGGAUAUUGACGCCUUCCGUUCCUACAGUUUCUCUGAACAACCGAAGUGUCUAGCAUACAUCUCGGGACUUAUGAGUCUGCACUUUUACGGCGCAGAGGACCUGAAACCGCCUCGGGUGGAUUCCCGCGAUGUCUACUGCGCCAUCCAGGUGGACUCCGUCAAUAAGGCUCGGACAGCGCUGUUGACGUGUCGCACAGCCUUCCUGGAUAUGGACCACACAUUCAACAUCGAGUUGGAGAAUGCUCAGCACCUCAAACUCGUUGUGUUUAGCUGGGAGUCAACGGCGCGGCGAAACCGCGUGUGCUGCCACGGAACCGUAGUUCUGCCGGUGCUGUUCCGCGUGAGGAAGACGCACCAGCUCGCGGUACGUCUGGAGCCACGUGGGAUGAUCUACUUGAAGCUGAGCCUGAUGGAGCAGAGGCAAAACUCUCUGGAAGGACCAGAGGGUGACCACGAAUCGCAGGUGUUUGGCUUAGAGGCUUGGCGCGUGGUCGAACGGGAGGCGUCUGGACUAAUGGUUCCGCUGCUAAUCGAGAAAUGCAUCACUGAGAUCGAGAGGAGGGGCUGCCAGGUUGUGGGUCUGUAUCGUCUGUGCGGUUCGGCUGCGGUGAAGAAGGAACUGCGAGAAGCCUUUGAGAGAGACAGUCACUCCGUCGAGCUGUCAGAAAACAACUACCCAGAUAUUAACGUCAUCACAGGUGUGUUGAAGGACUACCUCCGUGAGCUUCCUCAUCCGCUCAUCACUAAACAGCUGUAUGAGUCGGUUCUGGACUCCAUGGCGAAGAGACCGCUGCAAAUCGGAACCAGCGGCUGUGAGAACGACCCGGCAGACUCUAAACACACCGUCGGCUUGCUGGAGAUCCUUCCGGAGGUUGAGAAGGUGACCUUACGGAAGCUCCUGGAUCAUCUGAAGUGCGUGGCGUCUCGUCACGAGGUGAACAAAAUGACGUGUCAGAACCUUGCAGUCUGUUUUGGUCCGGUUCUGCUCAGUCAGCGACAGGACACGUCCUCUCACGGGAACCGGGUGUUUAUUGACUCAGAAGAGCUGGCCAGUGCGCUACACUUCAAAAAACACAUUGAGGUUCUUCAUUACCUGCUGCAGCUCUGGCCAGUUGUAGAUGCUCAGGGUAAGUCUCCCCCUUUUCCUGCCCUGGUGGAGUCAAUCCCAGCGGUGACGGCAGCUGUGAGAAGAAGGAAGGAGCAUCCCCAAGUGCUGAAUCUAACAGAGGCAGAAAUUGUUGGAGUAUUACGACCAAGAGCCGGCCGCCUGGACAGUCCCAGUAACCGCUAUGCCAGGGAUUGGAGCUGCUGUCGGGAGCCAUUCCUCCAAGUGAGCUGCCCAGAGGAGGCAGAAUAUGAUGACGUUCCCAGUGAACAGCCACCGAACGCAGGGCUGGAGAACGUGCCGAAGAGUACUGGAGAUGUGGUCUCCCAACAAGAGCUGACUCAGGAGGAAGAGGGAACGGAGAGAGUUGAGGAAAUGCAGAUAGAGGAGGAAGAGAGCGAAGGAGAGGAGAGAGGAGGUUUGGACAGUCUACAAGUAGAGGAAGAACGUCCCGUUAGCCCCUGUGUUCAGAUCCUACCAGAUCAUGAAGAGCAUCGACUGAAAGAGCACACCUACCAGGCCUACAUGAAGAUCCAGGAGAUCAGUCCGGUACUGAGCAACAGGGUCAACCUGCGGGACCUGCAGGAGAGCAUUGAUACUCUCAUCAGCAACCUGGAGAGAGAACUCAACAAGAACAAGCUAAAUAUUGGGUACUGACAUUGGGCAACUUUACCAGACUGGCUCAACUUGCGAGACCUGCAGGAAGGCAUGAAGAUGCUCUUUGGCAACCUGGGGAGAGAACUCAGCAAGAACAAACUCUUUGCCAGACCAGUCAAAAUAGCGGAAAUCUGGUGUUUCUUUGGAGACAACAGUGCUAUGGUCAAUCACUAUGGACAUACUGCAGGACAUUCCUCGGUUUUGUUGAUAUUGUUGUUUUUCUUCUUAUUAGAAGAACCCAUUGAACACUUGAGGCGUGCACCAGAUGCCUUAAUUGUAUUAAGGUGGUGCUGAUGACAUUGAGAGCUUUUAACUUUCUACAAAGAUACAAAUCGUUACGAUGUAAACCAAUGCACUUACGAGGCCUGUUGUUAGAGGCAUGGCUGGGAGUUCAGGUACACAUAGGUGUGAAGCCUUAAUGUGGGAGAACUAGGUACUACACAUGCGUCCCAGGCCCUUAACCUCGAUCCCUGUGAUGUACAGCUUUCCAGAGGGUGCUCAGAACUCUUCCUGGAGGUCUAGAUUCUUUCAGAAUUGAGUUCAUACUAAUCAAGGUUUUGGGGUUUCCUUGAAAGUUGAGCAGAGUUUGAACCACACGCUGCUUGAAGACAGAUCUUCAGGAGUAGAAUUGAGCACUCCUACCCUAAACUGUAUGCCCUAAACCAUUAAUUUAGCAAUUUAUGGCCUAAACCUCAACGUCCUGCACCCCAUGACCAACUCCUUACAUGCAACACCAUAUAACCUAAAUCCAAACAUCUAUCUCUGCAACCUACACCCUACCAGAGGGUCAUCAGACCUGUUCGUGGAGGUCUACAUAUUUGCACAAUUGAGUAGAAACGAAUCAAGUUCUUGGGGUUUACCUGAAAGUUGGCCAGGGUUUGAACCACACUCUGCUUGAAGAUAGAGCACUCCUACUCUAAAGUCUAUGCCCUAAACCCUACACGUAUCAACCUAAACUCAAAACACUACACCUACAUUCUGCACCUGGAGCAAGGUGUAGGGUUGCUCCAGGUUCAGACUGGAGCAAGUUAUUAACCCAAACCCUAGAUCCUAACCCUUACCCUAUCUUUCAACCUAAACACUACACCCUUUCCUUCAGGGAGCAACUCAUGCUGCUGGUCUGUAGUUUGAAAUAGCUUACUUGGCUAUCGAAAGCACCUCAACAAUCACGCACGUCUCGGAAAGGACAAAAAUGAUUAGAACAACCUUGAUAUCGUAAAGACUAGGGUGUACUUUGUUUUUCCUCAUGCCGUUCAAAGUAUUCUCUUUUGGACGCUUUAGGGCUUACAGAGGCAUUCGCCACAUGCACACUACGACUUUUGAUACACUCUUAGUACAGUGCGCACAUACGUGUAGCUCCUGCAUAUCUAGAAAAUUGGGAUGCUUGCUGUGCGUACCGUGCUGAUGAUUAAAUUUGUGUCAUGCGCACUGUACGUGAGACUUAGAGGCACACCGAAAACUGAUAUACUUGAGCCCGUCAGGGGAGCACUGCACACGUCCCGGCCUCUAGCCUGUCGGCCGGGAUGUGUGCAGUGCUCCCCUGUUGACUCAUCUCAUCGGCCCGAGGGAGAGGGCCGUUGUCCGAGGAGCGGGGUGCAUCACCUCAUCCGAUACAUGUAGAUUUGAAGCCGACUCCCCCAAGAAGAGGUGCGCUCUGCGUUUUAAAGACAGCCCUUCAGUCAGGAUCUCGACAGGAGUUGGGCAGGAGAGCAAGAAGAGGUGCAUCAAGCAUUAUUCACAUCAUGUGUGCUUCAUUCACCGCUGUCAGAACGAGGCUUAUUAAUUAUGCACCUCUUCUCACCUCUUCUCACCUCUUCUUCUUCGUCUUCUAAGAGACGGGGCGACGAUGGAGGGCCAGAUCAUUCCGCCACACAUAAUAAACUGUGAUUAUGUAACAAGUGAGUACAACUGAUCUACAUCAAAGAAAAAUGAACCUGAAUGAACAAACUUGGGGUUGCUUUAGAUGUUUCUCCAAUUGUUCCCACACAGAUAAACCCAGCGAUUAAAGGUUUGUUCGGUUGCCAUGGUUUCAGUUUCUUCAGUCUUAAAGGGGCGGGUCACACUAGAAUGAAUAUGGGCAACCAGGGCUGGACUGGGAAGAGAAAUCGCCCCGGGAUACCAGUUUUACAUGGCAACUGGCCCAAAAGUUGUUUGGGUGGUUGAUACAAAAUGUGUUGAGCGUGGGGGUGGGGGGGUUUCGGGGGGUGUUCCCUAUCCUUUUCUGCAUAUCGCGGCGGCUCAUUUUUGCUUAUCGCCGCCCAUUCGGCACAUUUCGAGGCCAACCCACCAACCCGCUCGGUUCUCCCGCUGGCCAGUCCGCCCCUGAUCAGCCCCAAAGUGCGUCGGCCCACCGGGAAAAUGCCCAGUGUGCCAGAUUGCCAGUCCAGCCCUGUGUGGCAACACAAUAUGGGGUCUUCUUCCGGGACUUCAGUUUUAACUAUAUUAUGAAUAAUCACUAAAAUUACAUUCACAAUGUCUUUUGGGAAAAUGGAAACCACCCAAAACAAGACUUUCAGAUUUGACAUGGGACAUUACGAUUUUAUUUUGCUAUGCAAAAAUGCAGGAUUGUAUGUUGCCUUUUAUUUGCAUUGAGCUUGUCUAGUGUGAACGCAUCUUUGCAGUAUUUGAUCUGGUAACUCUCAUUGUGUUGCUCUAUAGUUUCCUUUAAAGUCUGAUUUGGGAUCAGAUACCCUCACUCCACGUCUGACCUCUAUCGUAUAGAGAUCAGGGACAGGACUGAUCCACGAUCAGUUAGAAGGAAAUUUUUACUGUAGAUAUAAAGAUGUGAGCGUGUUAUUGAGAACAUUCCCCUCUGUUUGCUUCAGCAGAUGUUGUUUGUAUAUGGUCACAUUAAAGUGUGUGUUUCAUGCAGACCCGUCGACUUGAAUGUUCUUUUUGAAAUGCUGGAUAUAUUUAACAGGGUAAAUUUACAGAUGUGAAUUUCUCAUCACUGAUUGAUGCUGGACGAUCUGUCAUUUCUGCUCACGUCACACAGACGAGCGUGAAUCAAUAUCAGUCUGAUUAUCAGGUGAGUCUGAUGCCACACAGAAGGGUACAAAUGAACUCAA
Messenger RNA from Xyrauchen texanus (razorback sucker), 7839 nucleotides. Its product is annotated as rho GTPase-activating protein SYDE2-like. Gene Ontology annotation, biological process: signal transduction. The coding region runs from base 614 to 4771 and encodes 1385 amino acids. Lineage: Eukaryota; Metazoa; Chordata; Actinopteri; Cypriniformes; Catostomidae. The record is from RefSeq and is a predicted model, not a curated record. The transcript is spliced from 8 exons.